Molecule: messenger RNA, 1454 nt
Organism: Serinus canaria (Common canary)
Lineage: Eukaryota; Metazoa; Chordata; Aves; Passeriformes; Fringillidae
Gene: TMED8
Product: transmembrane p24 trafficking protein family member 8
Exons: 6
Coding region: 23-1087 (354 amino acids)
Source: RefSeq, a predicted model, not a curated record
UGUCGAGAGGGGAAGCUGAGGGAUGAGCACCGCGGUGCCACCAUCCCCCUGCGGCCCGGCUCACACGCACUCGCUCGGGUGUUUCCGGCCGCCCCGCUCCGGCCACGCUCGGGUAUUUCCGGCCUCCCGCCGAGCCGUGCCCAUGUCGGACGCGCUCGCCGCCACUGCCGGCUCCCGCUCCGAGCCCCCGGGCGGCGACACCGCGCCCCGGGGCCCCGCAGAAAAUGAAGACUCAGCCCAAAAGACAGAGCCUGCAGAUCAGCUAGCUCAUUCUUUGGAGUCCAGUACUUCACAGAGCGGGUCACAGGCUGGGGCGCACCUGAGUGCCGACACCACAGAGCGUUCGAAGGAAGAAAUUGGCUCUCUGGGGGACCAGAAUGUGGCUGUACUAGAAGAGAAGCUGCCUGACCAAAUCCAGUCUCUCAGAAAGGAAGCUGUUCGAUUAACCAGCUACCAUGUACCUCAGGGAGUAGGGGAUAUAGUCAUGAUUCAGUCAGAUCACACUGGUGCUGUGGAUAUCCUUUCAGCUGAGCUGGAGACUGCAGACCUCCUUGGGGAGCAGAGAAAAGCUCAGCCCCCACCUCUGGCUGCACCCACCAUGUGGACCACUGAGAAGAUGAAGGAAUUCAAAGCCAAGAUGGGAAAGGAGAAGAAUGGCCGGAUGGUGGUGAAGCGAGGCGAGGUGGUGACAGUCCGUGUGCCAACCCAUCCUGAUGGGAAAUGCAUUUGCUGGGAGUUUGCUACGGAUGACUACGACAUUGGGUUUGGAAUCUAUUUUGACUGGACCACAGUUACUAGCACUGCCAUUACUGUUCAGGUCAGUGAAUCCAGUGAUGAGGAGGAUGAAGAGGAAGACGAGGAACUUGAAGGACUGUCCCCUGUGGGUGAUGUGGAACGGGGUUCCAAAAGCUAUCUGCGGAACCGCUAUGGAGAGGUCAUGCCUGUGUACCGCAGGAACAGCCAUCGGGAGGUACAGGCAGGCAGCCACGAGUACCCGGGCGAGGGCAUCUACCUGCUGAAGUUUGAUAACUCCUACUCUCUGCUCCGCAAUAAGACUCUGUUCUUUCACGUCUACUACACUAGCUGAAGAAGAGGGAAGGGGCAAGGAUGGCAGGCAGGUGAUGGUGAGUGUAGCAGGCUGCCACCCAGCCCUGGUACUGCCUGACGGGCCCUGCUGCGCGACAGAACCACGGUGCAAUUCUGCCAGCUCUCCUUUGGACACGAACUGGUUUCUCCCCACAGCCUUCUUCCCCACUGUCUCAGGGGAGAAAGGUAGUUGUGACUGCCUGGUUGUUCCCAGGCAGCUGCUCUUUCUCUAAACUUUGGGAGGUCUGCUCCAUGCAGGCAUUGGGCUGGGCCUUCAAGUCGCAGCUGGCAAUUGCCCAGAACUCACGUUCAGAUGGUUGUGGUUCUGAUCUGUUGUGCUGGUACAAAAUGAAGUGAAAAUAAUGUUA